AACGGCAUACAGCAGGAUCCCGGUACCCACCCGGUGGCCAUCAAACAGAACCAAACAUAACCCCAACUUUAUUCUGCUAUAUGUUCUGCUAAUGACCAGUUUAGCAUAGUUCGACGCCAUUUUUAGUUUCUAUUGAAUUAACUGAAUAUCAUUAUGAGGUUUUAAUUGUUGAUUGGACAAAGCAGAUUUGCUUUGCUUAGAAAUGAAAAUGGAUCCAUUGAAACAGGAAUCUGCCACCACACAGUCUGAUGCUGUGUUGUGGUUUGUAUUUCUGUUGGAUCCCAGCUUGUUAGAAAAGCAUUUAAAUGAACAGGACUCAGAUCCCACUCCUCCUGAACUUAUUACCAAAUUCCUGACCAAUGGUCAGGCAAAUAAUGAGGCGAGGAGUAAAAAGAAUCUUGCCUUAAAAAUCCUUUCACUCAAGGUUGCUGCUCACCUCAAGUGGGACAUGUCUGUUUUACUCAACAGACUAUCGCUGGGUAUGCAGUUUCUACUCUUAAAAGAUCUGAUCUACAUGUCACGACAGGAAGAGUGGGACCCUUCUACUGACAUAGCUCUGAAUUUUGAUGAUAUUACUCCUCAAGCUUUAUUCUCGAUAGUGCUGUUUCACCGUUGGGUCUUAUGCGCUCUUGUUAAACAAAAUAUUUCUAUUAAUUGUUCCUCCAGUGGCAAUGGAAAUGCUAACAUUGGUAGGGCACCAGGAGCUAUUACCAAUGGUGCUUCACCUGCAGAAAUGCCUCCUGAUGAGGUGUUGAGACUUCUAGAAAAGCAGGCACCUGAAAGUGUAGCAGUGUUACAAAAGGCUCUGCAAGCUCAACCUACAAACUAUUCAGUUCCAACAUUUGACACUUUUCAGCCUUUGACAGAAGACAGCAGCGAUGUUGAAAUGCUGUGGGAAAAGUGUGAACCAAUUACUCUGGAAGAAUUUCGAUCACAGCUUCAUUUUGACCUUGGAGUGUACUUCAUAUUUCGCCAGGAGCAUGAUUUGGCAAGGCAAAACUUUUCUGCCUGUGAUGAAUUAUUUUCCAAGUGCUCUAGGCCAUCUGUGUAUUGCAGUGUGUCCCGGCCUAAAUUAGAUGGCUACCGAAUUGCAUGUGGUGUUUUUUCCCCUCAAGCACAAACGUCACUUCUGUGUCAAUUCCAUGCUUCAAUAAAACAACAGUACAUGGGAAUAGUAAACAUAUUGAUCCAGGACAAUAAAUCUCAAGAAAUCCCAAUGGUUCAUAGGGAACAUCUUGAAUUAGAUAUCCAAGGAGCGAUACAAAGUGGCAAAUUCACUGUUGCAAGAGAUCUUCUUAUACAUGUACAAUGCUUAAAUAUUGCGCGCAGACUUGCUGGUUCUCUUUUGAUCUGCCAAGACUAUUCUCACCGCAUCCGUGCUGCCGGACCCAAGGGAGCUGACAUUCUUUUAAAUAUUCUAAAACCACUUUUGCUUGAGGACAAAAAGAUUGAUGAGCUGAAUGAACACGUGUCUUGCAGGUUUAGGGUCAGAACAUUUAUUCGAAACCUGUUAGAGUCAGGCAAUCAGGUAGCCCUCGCCAAAGCUGUUCAGGCAUCUCCUGAGUUUUGUUCUCUAUUCAAGCCCAGUGAACUUGACCAACUCUGUGGAAAAAUCACUGAUAUUUCCAUCCCUUCUAUGUUGUCAUCAAGUUCAUGGGAUAUCCCAGACCUCGGUCCAAGAAAAAACCCUCGUCUAGAAAUUGGAUCUGUGGAACAGCAAUUAAUUCAGUCUUAUGAUCCAGAAGAAAUACGCCAAUUAUUAGCCAAACUUAUCAGUGUUCCAACAGGCAAAUCUCAACCCAAGUCUGUUUGGAAUGUUAACAGUAAGUGGGAGUUGCCCAUCCCGGUUCAUAGUGUAGUUAUGAUUUUACCCAAAGGAUUCCUUCAAGACUUUUGUUAUAUCCUCCUGGCUAAAGCCCAUGAGCUGGCGUCUGUGCAGGAAUAUUCAUCAGCUUUGAAAAUGUAUGCUAUUGUCGAUGAAGAGUUAAGGAUUAGUCCUAACAUUCCACCAAUAGUCAAAUUGAUGAGACUUUGCAGAUGGGAGGCUCUUGUUGUUGAAAUCACACAGUAUUUGGAUGAGUGGCCUGCUCAUAAUGCCCGGUCUAACGAGCUUGCUGAAGCCUGCAGGGCAUGUUUAUCAGCAAGGCAAGCAGGAGAAGCUUUAAUACCUCGCCUGGAAGUUGUGGAGAGAUGUGUUCUCAUGCUAUUGAAUGCUGGUCCCCCAACUGCUGUUAUUGGAUCUCCACUUGAUUUUCUUACAAAAUUGGAUAGGCAUUGCGGUCAUGUUGAACUGGCUGCAGCAUUUGCUUAUGCAUGCCAAGAUGUUGUACGGCAAAAGAAUUGUCGUCAUGUAUCACGAGACGCUUGGGACUUAGUUCUACCUGUUUUCCUGAAGGAAGCUACCAAGCGUAACAGCUCAGGCCAUGCAGUUCACCAUUCCCACCGAGACUCACCUGCCAACACGGGUGGGCUCUGCACCUCCUCAUUGUGGGCUUUUCUUUCCCAGCUCAGGGAACCAACCAUGAUAUACCUUGCUCUUUCACUGUUGGCUCGCAUGCACAAUGUUUUAAAAGACGACAUAAAGUUGGACAUUAAUGUGGACUAUGUUGAUAACAGCAAAGGCUUCAUUAUAAGUGUCAAUCUCUGGCCAGCUUCUAUUAGUGGACCAAAUUCAUAUUCUAGUCGUACAGUAGCAGAGAUGUUAUACCGGCUUCUCAACCAUGCUUUAAAGUACAAUCCAAUUAAUGUGGGCUGGCUGAAAGUACUUGGAGAUCUCAACUAUGUGAUGGAUCACUUGUCUGCAGCUUUGAAGGCUUAUUUGGAGGCAGCUGUUGCCGCAACUGACUUUUUUAGUCAACCAUUGCCAAAAAUGCAAAUUGAUGACCAAGUCAUCCGUCGGAUGAUAAAAUGCUGCUCUUCUUUACAAUGCCACACCCAGGCUGCAGUUCUCUGUCAGUUUUUGGAGGAGGUUGAUUACGCCACUGCUUUCAAAUGCUUGGGUGAAACUAAAAGUGGAAGUUGUGCUGAUGCAAUGGACUCAUAUUAUGAAUGCGUUUGGGAUACAACUCUUUUAGAAUAUUUAGUGCAUCUCCACACCAAGAGAGGAGAAACUCAUCGUAAACAACUUGCAAUCCAUACUAUUGGUUUGCUUGAGUUAAACUCCAACAACAAUGCAGAAAUUCAACGGGAAGCUGAGAAUGUGAGAAAGGCUCGGUUUCUGAGAGCUUUAGCACACCAGUAUGUUUGUUAACUAAGUGUAUAUGACCUUUUGUACAUAAAAUAAAGAAUAGAAUAAUUAAAAACUCAA
Messenger RNA from Thrips palmi, 3307 nucleotides. RefSeq names its product integrator complex subunit 8 (gene IntS8). Gene Ontology annotation, biological process: snRNA 3'-end processing. The transcript has 17 exons. The record is from RefSeq and is a predicted model, not a curated record. Gene Ontology annotation, cellular component: integrator complex. Bases 203 to 3250 code for a protein of 1015 amino acids. Lineage: Eukaryota; Metazoa; Arthropoda; Insecta; Thysanoptera; Thripidae.